AUGUCGACAGUGAUGGAGAUGUCGACGACGCGAGCCGAGAUUCGUUCGGUGCUGGUGAAACACUGGCGCUCACUGGACAAGGCGCGCCUCCACACGAUCCACUUCUGGCUGCUGAUCUACGCGGCCGCGCAGAUCUUCAUCGAGUACUACUUCUCCGAGGUCUACGCCGUGCUGAUGCUGGAGGCCGAGGACCGACCGCAGAGCAAAGAGAAUCACGAACGAGUGAGUCAGCGGCGGAUUAGAUUGCAUUGUUCCCACGGAUCGCAAAGGCUUAUUUUUAGGUCAAAAAGUGGUCGCCUUUCUGUUUUUACGCAUCCAUUUUCUUCAUCGCAUAUCUCAUCAUUACGUGUUUUGCAAUUCGCAUCAGACAGCCGGUAGGUCAAAUUUCAAAUUGAUUGUUUCAAAAUGUCAGAGAAACAGACAAAUUGUUGCAUACUUUUUCAGAAAGAAGGAAUCGGUCUGGUUCUCGUUUCCCUCUCAAUCUGUGUAAUUCUGCCCGCGUUCUCGUGGAUCCUCCAUCUGCCCGUCGUCAGUUUUGUGAGCCGCGAGCGAAUUCACACGAAUGAGCACGAUCAUUCGGCACUUUACACGAGUCUCUGCAUAGCUUCAGGUCAUUGAUUUUCCACAAAAUUCUGUUUAACUCGAAGUUACAGUAAUCCAAUUCUUCAUUCUGCCACGUCAUCGUCGCAUCUUUUUCGUCGUCGCCGUCAGUUGGAUCGUCGCCAAUUUCCUGUUGAUUGUGGCAAUCAACUGGGACGCUCUCAACGCCAACACACUGUUUUUGUGCUCGGUGAGCGAACGGCGAAGAGAGAAAGAAUACAAUUUCCUGCUUUUCAGUGUCUUUCCCUUUUCCUUCAUCAAGGCGUCAUUGCCAUUGUGGGCGUGGUCGCCGACUCGAAUGAGGCCGGAAAUCGUGCUGAAAUCGCGCGAAAGCUCACGGAAGCAGUGUACCGACGGACAGAGUUGGAGACUUUGAAAGAUCGGCAGGAGCAGCUGCUGCUAUCCGUCAUUCCCGCGUACUUGGCCGAUCAGGUCAGCAAGAGUAUCAUUCAGUCAAGUAGCACCGGAACAGGAAAGAGCAGCUCGAAGAAUCACAAGUUGUUCCAUGAUCUACACGUCCAGGUCCACGAUAAUGUCAGGUGAGCAUGAAUUCAUGGAACAUGUCUAACAUGGGUCUUCCAGCAUUCUCUUCGCCGACAUUGUGAACUUCACAGUGCUGGCAGCUCAACUGACUGCCAAAGAUCUGGUGCGAACUCUCAAUGAGCUCUACUCGAAAUUCGACCGAGACGCCCAGAGACUUCAGUGCAUGCGCAUCAAAUUUCUCGGCGACUGCUAUUAUUGUGUGUCCGGAAUGCCGGUGAACCGUCCGAAUCACGCGGACAUGUGCGUCGUCAUGGGACUAGAAAUGAUAAAUACGAUCAAGUGAGUUCGGGGAUCAGAUGAACACACAGAGAUCGUUUGCAGACAAGUCCGGAUCGCAACCGGAGUGGAUGUGAACAUGAGAAUCGGAGUGCACACGGGAUCGGUGCUUUGCGGAAUCAUGGGGCUCCGAAAGUGGCAGUUCGACAUUUGGAGCGACGACGUCACUCUGGCUAACCACAUGGAGUCGGCCGGAGUGCCCGGAGCAGUGCACAUCACCAAAUCGACCAGGGACAUGCUACUCGGAGAUUACUGUAUUGUGGAGGCGAAGUGAGUUGUUAGUCUGGUGAUUUUACUGACAUACAAACAUUUUCAGCGCCGACGAUCCGCACGUGGUCUCCUACGGCCAACCAACGUACCACAUCCUUCCGGACAAGACGUCUGCGAUCGAACGGACUGCCUCCAUCUACCGCAACAGUCGGCUGUCCACCAGUCCGGCACUCCAGUCCAGAAUGAGCAUGAAAGCGAAGGUGUCGAAGAUGGUCGAGUUUUGGGGAGCAGAGACUCCGUUCGCCAACUUUAACAAGAAAAAGUUCUCGACUUGCCAUGACCCCUCUCUGAUCACAGUAAGUGGAACAGCGCGUAAUUUGAAUCUGUAAAUAUUGUCGAUUUCAGGAUGAAAUUGCCCGUCGACCCACUUACAUAAACACCAUUCCAUCCAUGACACUCAUCGAGAACAACCUGACAAACUUUUCAUUCAACAAGUGCGCUCUGGGAUCUUUCGGAUAAAAAGUACAAAGGGUUUACAGUAUAAACUCAAUGUUCAACUGCGAACUGCCCACCAUUCCUGCCUCUCCGAAGCUCCUUUGGCCUUUCAGUCGCAAGUCGAUCACGUGCAAUCUCUCCGAUUGCGUCCUCCUCACGAUCGUCAGUGUUCCGUCGGCACUCGCAAUCUUCUCCUGUGCGCUUUGUACUGCCCGUAAGAUCCCCUCAAAUACCCAUUCAACAUAAAUACAGUGUCAAUGAAUGACAGAUCUGACGUUCUGCAACAAAUAUCUCUUCAACAGUUUUUCACAAUCAUGGGUUUGGCAAUGCUCUCACUUUGGACCGUGUUUGCUCGUACGCGAGACCUCUCAUCACUACCGUUUCGUUCAUUUUAUCCGCUUGCAUUCCGAUAGGACCUCAUGUAAGUUUUGGGCUGUGCUCAGAGUACACUUUCUCAUUUGCAGAUAAUAAUAAAGAAAUCGAAGCUGGAAGGUGUGAUGGCCUUCAACUCGCUCAUCUUCCUUCCCAGCUGUGUCAGUCACCUCGUCUCCGUUUUCAUUCUCUACCGCCUACCGUACUCCCAUCGCUGCUUCCUCUUCUUUGCCGACUUUGUCAUAUUCCAAGUUCUACUCUCUCUUUUCCCAGCAUAUGGCGCGGAAGUUUACGUUGGAUAUAUGGGGUCAGAACGCUCAACAAGACUAACCGAUAUUGUGUGUUUCCAGAUAUCAUCUCUCGAUAGUCUCCAUCAGUUUAUCGCUUCUAGUUGUUCUCCUCUUCUUCAUCGACUGGAUCGUAAGUGUCAUUUCUCGAUUCUCUUUGCUCACCGUCCCUCUUUCAGACAAACUACGAGCGGAAACGAGAGAGCGCAUGCCACGUUUCAUUCCAAAACGAGGAGCGGGACGUGGAAACGAUGCAGGAUAUCAACAAGAUCCUCAUAGAAAACAUCCUUCCCUCAAGUGUCGCCGCCAAAUUUUUGUCACCCGAUCGGGCGGUCAACGUGAGUUCUGAGGCGAUGAUAAUCAGUAGGCAAAUAAUGAAAAAGAGAGAUCAAAAUGUGCGAUUGACUCAUUUUCGACGAACAAAUAAGUGUUACGAAAGAAGUUUUGCACCUUGCAAAAGUGACGAUUCAUUACAAAUCACUAUUUGCCUUUGUGCCACUGAAAGAUUACUGUAACUCGUUGGGUAUUCAUUACAGGAACUCUACGCCCGUCAACACGAAAACGUAUGUGUGAUGUUCGCGUCGAUCCCGAACUUCAAAGACUUUUGGAGUGAAUGGGACACCAAUCGGAAGCUGGAAUGUCUGAGACUCUUGAACGAAAUCGUGUGCGAAUUCGACAAAUUGCUCUCGAAGCCAAAGUUUUCAAGUGUGGAGAAGAUCAAGACGGUCGGAAGUACGUAUAUGGCAGCUGCCGGGUUGAACGAGAGCGAGGCCGAUUAUGAUGAUGUGAGUGGAAGUGGAGCACACGUUCGAAGACUCUCGACUACUUUCAGAUCUACUUUGAGAAGCAGAGUUCCGGAAAGUUCAACAACAACAUGCGCCACGGCAACAUGGCGUUCCGCAACGCGAAUCUGAUGAUCGAGUUCGCGUUGGCCAUGUCUCAAAUCCUCGACGCGCUCAACCGAGACUCGUUCCAAAACUUCGAGUUGCGCAUCGGAAUGAGCGUCGGUCCGCUCGUCGCGGGUGUGAUCGGAGCACAGAAGCCGCAGUACGACAUCUGGGGAAACACGGUGAACUUGGCGAGUCGGAUGGACACACACGGCGAGCCGAGGAAGAUCCACGCGACGACGGACAUGGGCAGGGUGCUGCAGGCGGGCGGAUACCGUGUGCAGAGUAGGGGCAAGAUACGUGUAAAGGGAGUGAAGGUGGGCUAAAGUUUGCAUUCGAAACCGUUGAAACUUUAUUCAGGAGCCCAUGGAAACGUUUCUGAUCGAGGUGGACUCGAAGCGCAACUCUUGCGUCUCCGGCGAACAGCAAAACCACAACAACAACAACAACAACAGCCACAGUACCCUCUGA
Molecule: messenger RNA, 4141 nt
Organism: Caenorhabditis sp. 36 PRJEB53466
Lineage: Eukaryota; Metazoa; Nematoda; Chromadorea; Rhabditida; Rhabditidae
Source: the annotation of a GenBank genome assembly